Messenger RNA from Klebsormidium nitens, 2697 nucleotides. The record is from the annotation of a GenBank genome assembly. Lineage: Eukaryota; Viridiplantae; Streptophyta; Klebsormidiophyceae; Klebsormidiales; Klebsormidiaceae.
GCUUUUGCCUCAACAUCGGCCAGCAAAUCACUACAAUCUGGGACUAGGUCUGCUACUUGGGUAAAAGGAAGGGGGGCGCCGGUUGCGGGACAACUAGAAGAGGGUGGCUGUCAGUUGCGGCUCACAGGACGACUGGUCAGCCUCUUAGAGAAUCUGUCUCUCCUUCGAAGUCAGCCAGGCAACCACUCGCUCCCCCCAGUGCUCAGCAACUCAGUAGGCAUCAAGAACAAUGUGAAUGUGGGCAGGGUGAAUAUGGCUGUGCUCAGCAGAUCAACGGCCGCGGCAGCUCCGCUCUCGAGCUGCUUCUCACAAGGCCCGUCUCUUUCUUUCAGUACGCAGGCAUCGGCCCCUUCCAUAUUUGGUCGCUCUUCCAAAUGGGUAGAAAGUUCAUCGUCUAGUUUGCAAACUCUUGCAUCAAUCGGUGCAUUCUCCGGGCGACGAUUCGGGGAUGCUUGCAGGCAAGGCGUUGAGGAAAGCUUGGGUUCGGGCAGGUUUAGGGCAGGGUUAGAGGAAAGCCCCUUCAGCUUGGGGCAGGCGCGAAUAGGCGCCGGUGAAACCAGGAUAAGGCGCACGGGCUUGCGGUGCGUUUCGAGCAUGCGUGAUCAUCAGGGAUCUCCAGGCGGGGGGGUGGCUAACGACCCCGUUGCCAAUUCUAGGGGUUUUGAAACCGAAAGGGUCGGCGGUUCAGACAGCAAGACAGGGACAAAUGCGUCCGUGAGGAGAGAAGCGUCUGCAAAUGGAAAGUCGCACACGCAGAGGGAAAGGAAAGAACUAGAGGCGGAGGAGAGGAUUGAGGAGGAAAACGUGGCAGCUAGCGAGGGCGCCGACCGGUUGCUGGCUCAUUUGGGCCGUUCAGGAGAUGCAGAAACGGGCGUUUUCAACAGCGCGGGGCUUUCAGAAAGCGCCGCAAGCUUGCAGAAAGCAAUGGAUGAAAAUAGUGUAAAUGGGCUCAGUGUGAACGGGGCUGGUGUAAAUGUGCAUGAGGUGGGAGAGGACGUGAAGGGGCGGAUGCGCCAGGAAGUGAAGGAACGGUGGAAACCGGUGCCGCCGCCGAUUACAGGGGAACCGAUUCCGGUGGCGCGACCGGACUUAGAUUCUCCUCCUUGGACCAGCAAGGUAUGGUGCAGCCCGGUCGACUACCGGCGCAAAAUCUUCUGCAAUCGCUCGCUCAACAUGAAGAGCAUCAAGGCCGUCGGCUUCGACAUGGACUACACACUCGCGCAGUAUAAGCCCGACACGUUCGAGACGCUGGCGUAUCAUGAGACGAUCAAGAAGCUGGUUAACAACUUGGGUUACCCACAGGACUGCCUCGAAUGGAAGUUUGACUGGCGGUACAUGGUGCGGGGGUUAGCAAUCGACAAAAAGCGAGGCAACAUCCUCAAGAUGGACCGUCACAAGUACGUCAAGAUCGCGUACCACGGGUUCCGGGAGAUGACGAGGGACGCCCGUCUGGAGACGUACGGAAACGCGCCGUCCCGAGAUACAUACGACGAGCCGGACUAUGCGCUUAUUGACACCCUCUUCUCGUUAGCCGAGGCGUACCUGUUCGCGCAACUCGUCGAUCUGAAAGACGAGCACCCGGAGCUGAUGCCGCCGGAGCGCGACUACGCGACGCUGUAUAAAGACGUGCGAGCGGCGGUGGAUCUUUGCCACCGGGACGGGAGCCUCAAGCGGGCCGUAGCGGCGGAUCCGGAGAAGUACAUCUUCAUGGACGAGCAGAUUGUGCCGAUGCUGGAGAUGAUCCAAUCUCGGGCCCCAAAACCUUCCUGGUACAUCUUCAUGGACGAGCAGAUUGUGCCGAUGCUGGAGAUGAUCCGCAAGUCCGGCCGGAACACGUUCCUGGUGACCAAUAGCUUAUGGGACUACACCCACGUGGUCAUGAACUACCUGUGCGGCAAGUGCGGCAAGAACAUCCCGCGCGACGACAAGUGGCUCCAGUACUUUGACACCGUUAUCGUGGGGAGCUGCAAGCCCGCCUUCUUCAUGGACGGCAACCGGUCGCCCAUCUUCGAGGUGGACCCGAUGACCGGUUUCCUCCUCAACACCGACAACGGCAGCCCCAUGGUUCAGGUGGGUGACAUGGCGCCAAAAGAGCCCCAUCACAUCGGCUCCAAGGGCUGCCGCACGUUUCAGGGCGGCACAGUCGCGCAUCUUCACAGCAUGAUAGGAGUCCAGGCGGGGGCGCAGAUAUUAUACGUGGGCGACCACAUAUACGGCGACAUUCUGCGGAGCAAGAAGCAACUAGGGUGGCGGACCAUGCUGGUCGUGCCGGAGCUGGAGAAAGAGCUGCUUACGCUGCAGAUGACAGCGCACAUACGAGAGAACUUCGACGUCCUGAGGCACGAGCGCGACUCACUGGACGACACGCUGCAGCGGCUGGCCUGGGCGCUCCAGUAUGAUUCGCCCGAUGACAAGGACCGUAAGGCCAUCAAGCAGGAGAUGGAAGAGGUCUUGGCCGCUCGCGACCACGCGCGCGAGGAGCACCGCCGGCGCCAGAAGGAGUUGCACCACAGCUUCCACCCGGUCUGGGGUCAGCUGAUGAAGACCGGCUACCAGAACUCGCGUUUUGCGCACCAGGUCGAGCGUUUCGCGUGCUUGUACACGAGCCACGUGGCGAAUUUGUGCUAUUACUCGCCCGACAAGAGCUAUAGGACGCAGGAGGACAUCAUGCCGCACGAGGUUGAGCUGUUGCCGUGA